This is a messenger RNA of Amphimedon queenslandica, 1314 nucleotides long. RefSeq names its product protein lunapark-like. Gene Ontology annotation, cellular component: endoplasmic reticulum tubular network. The record is from RefSeq and is a predicted model, not a curated record. NCBI's taxonomy places the organism in Eukaryota, Metazoa, Porifera, Demospongiae, Haplosclerida, Niphatidae. The transcript is spliced from 10 exons. Gene Ontology annotation, biological process: endoplasmic reticulum tubular network organization. The coding region runs from base 55 to 1221 and encodes 388 amino acids.
AUGGUAACGAGCGAGUAAUUAGAAACGCAAUAAGGUAGAUAUACGGUAUUAAACAUGGGAGCAAUUUUUCCUAAGUGGAGGAGGAGUCAGAAAUCAAGCAGAGAAGCUCUAGAGGCUCUUGAAACUUCGAUAACAAGCUUGACCCAAAGUAGAAAGAAGUCCCAACAAUGCGAACGAUCCUUUGCCAUAACUCUCAUUAUGGCAUUCCUCCUCUUAUACCCGCUCAUUCUUGUAGUGGGUGUGGUUAUAUGGGUGUGGUUUAAUGAUUUCUUCACUCUAGAAGUAUCAGUAGUGUUUGUCCUACUGGUUGCUUUAUUACCAAUAAUGUUCUACGGGUUUAAGAAACUUAUUAAUAUGUACUUUGCACAUAGACAGACAGAAUACAAUUUGGCUCUACAGAUGCUUCAAGCAGAAAAAAAGAAAGUAUUAGACGAGGUAAUGGAGAAAGAGCCGUACAAAAUAGCUAAGGAAUUAUUAGAAAAGUAUGAGCCAUCACAUCCCACCUUGUCUAAACAAUCACAAGAAGAUAGCAGUUCAAAUGUACGGCGUCGUCUUGUACCUGGUUCUGUUCCUAAUACUCCAAGACCAGCUGGACCUCCCAGUACACCUCAUCCUGCUUUAAGAUUUCAGCAACAGCAGAGGCAGGUGGCCACACCCAUGCGUCUACCAGCUACUCCAGCCUUAGCUUCUCUUCCUCAAGCCACACCCCAAGCUCCUCCCCCAGUAACUAGGGUCCCUGAUAGUUCAAUCAGUGAGAGUGUUGUUCAAAGAAAUGAUGCAACAUUUAUUCCACCUGGUCAUUGUCUUGGUAUAGCUCCUGGUCCUCCUCAACCAGUUCCUAUACUGCCAAGAGAAAGGACUAAUAUUGACAAAGUUGUUGAGUAUAUAUUAGGUGAUGGUCCAAGCAACAGAUAUGCACUUAUAUGCUCCAACUGCAAAUCUCACAAUGGAAUGUCACUGAAAGAAGAGUUUGAAUAUCUAGCAUUUAGGUGUGCAUAUUGCUAUGAGUUUAAUCCUGCUCGUAAAACAAAACCUAACAUUACCACAAGAGUCUCUACUGGUAGUACCCUACCACUAGCAAUAACAGCAGCACCAGGAGCACCUCUUAGUGAAACAAAGACAGGAGGGGAGGGAGAAGAAGAGACAGUACAUGAUAAUAAAAAUGAAGAGAAAGAGAGAGGAGAACAUGAUGCUAAAGACAUUGAAGAAAAUGAAAGUUAAUUUGUAUGUGAGAGGAGAGAUAAGAAUUUACUUAUAGUUAUCUUUAUCUGUUUUUAUUAUCAUAAACAUAGUACUUGAAUAUGUGCAUGGCUA